Corticium candelabrum is the source of this 2390-nucleotide messenger RNA. RefSeq names its product probable serine/threonine-protein kinase DDB_G0271682. Bases 447 to 917 code for a protein of 156 amino acids. Gene Ontology annotation, molecular function: protein serine/threonine kinase activity; protein binding; ATP binding. Gene Ontology annotation, biological process: protein phosphorylation. The record is from RefSeq and is a predicted model, not a curated record. The transcript is spliced from 11 exons. Lineage: Eukaryota; Metazoa; Porifera; Homoscleromorpha; Homosclerophorida; Plakinidae.
GUAUGUCUAUGGCGGAAGACGAAGCUAAAGUUUAGUGUUGGUGAUAGAGCUGUACGUCAGAUCGUCUGAAAAGUGAUGUAGUAGAGGAGAUUUAGUAUUGAGAGCGAAGAAACUGUAUGAUGAAGACAACUAUGUAGCUGCUGAGACAAGCUACUGUCACUUGCUGCUGCUCUAUGAAACAGCAGAACAUGAAGCACUAGAGAAAGCACGUGCGCUCAAUAGGUUGGGUUUGCGUCUAUAUAACCAACAUAAAGUGAAUGACGCCGUAAAGUUUACGGAACGAUGUUUGUCUAUUGUACGAGAUAUUACACGUUAACAUGAAGAGUUUCUGUCUGAAGUGUUACACAAUAUGGGAGUGCAUCUAUACGAGGAGGGCAAGUAUGUAAGAGCAACAAAGAGAGUCAUUCAACAUCCAGCGUAGAUUGUCUUCUGUGAACAAAGUCAACAUGGCAUCAACUUGUAAUUUCCUUUCACAUUGCAUUCUCUCUCGAUGUCUAACAAAAGAAGCUGAAAAUGUGAUGAGAGAAGGUCAUGUGUUGUUACUCAGCACAGGCGACAACGAUGACAAAGCAGAGGCUGCUACUCUACUGGCUUAUGCUAUUCAACUAAAUGAAGGUACAGAAGAGGAAGUGAAAAAAUUGUUACGACAGGCUGAUGGAUGGAUUAAAAUGAUGGGAGAAGGACGAGGCAAGGCAGAAGUGUUGAGUGAAAUGGGAGAAGUAUUGGUGAUAAGGGGUGACUACAAACGUGCCAAUAGGAUACUGCAGGAAGCUGCAACAAUACAAAGACACUUUUUACCAACCAAGCCAUUGGGAGACUGCUCUAACUCUUUGUCGUAUGGCAGAAUGUCAAGUGAAACAAGACCAACAAAUGGCUGCUUUGCCAUUAUUCCACGAGUCAUCAGAAAUGAUGAGUAAAUCAAUAGGUGUGGAACACCCAAUAAGAGGAAGAAAUUUAUUUGGUGUUGCUAAAGUCCUUCUAAGACAACAGAAGUGGCAAGAAGCAGAAAGAAUUCUGAAGGAAAGUGUCAACAUUUUGUGUGUUUCCACUGCAGGGUUUCAUCCUACAAUUGCAGUCGAUCGAGCGUCAAGCAAGUUCAUUAAAGUUGAUGAUUUACAAAGAGAGUUGGAGCAGCUCAGAGAAAGCAAUCGAGCCAUUCAAGCAGAGAAAUCUGCUUUACAGCAGCAAUUAGCUGAUCAGGAGGCUGUAAUUUGUGCCAUCACUGAUGAGAAUGAACGUCAAGUGGGAGAAGUAAGGAGAUUACUGCAACUCGUGCAGCAACGUGACAAAGACAACACACAACUACAAGCAGCAGAUCGUGAGCAGGAACAUCUUGCAGCACAACAGAGAGAAGCAAACGAACUGCAGGAGCAAAUCACGAGAAUGGCAAGUCAGUUAGAUGACGAGGAGAGACAGCUGCAACAACAGGAGGAAAAAAUGGAUGACAUGAGAAGCACAAUAGAAGAACUAAAAGGCGAGUUGAUGUCGUGAGGCACGAGGUGCAAGAGAAACACACGACUAAUGAACGUCUGGCAAGAGACUUGCAGAGAAGUGAAAAUGCAAUGCAGCAGCUGCAACAACUUGUAUGUGUGUAUUGAUGUGUAUAGUAGACGUUGGUGUUGGCAUGUGGAGUGGUGUAGCAGUUGCUGUCAAGACAUUUCAUGAAGAACCGGUUAGAGUAGAUGAACUCAACAUUUCAUUCAUUAGACGUCAAGUGUCGGUGUCCAGUCGUGUUCAUCACCCCAAUGUCGUAUCCAUCUGUGGAGCUAUCAUUGAGAAUGAAGUUCCUUUUCGUAUCGUCAUGGAGCUUUUGGAAGGAUCACUGAAAGAUGUGAUCAAAGCUGCUUUGAGAAGCAGAUAUCUGUCCAUGAGGGAACAAGUGGAUAUAGCUGUGCGAUGUCUGUGUGGUGUGAUGUAUCUUCACCAACUGCAGCCUACUCUUCUUCAUGGAGACAUUUGCUCUACCAACAUUCUCAUCAGCAAGACCAUGCAAGCCAAAAUUGGUGAUGUGGGCUCUUGUCGCUUCUCUAACGAGUCACUUUCUGUCGGUCCUCUCAGUCCACAAUACAUUGCACCAGAACGAGUUGUGGAAGGUCGUGGCCCUGCUUCACCCAACACAACAGAAGCCGACAUGUACAGCUUGGGAGUCACGUUUGUCGAGUUAUUCACAGGAGUAGGUGCAGAGAUGAAACGGCGUAAGAGUCAGUUUCGAGCUGUUCCUUAUGUUCCACUUGCAAGACAUUUGCUAUGCUAUGGCAGAAGAGAAUCCACGUGAUCGCAUUUCUGCAGCAGCAGCUCUCAUGCAAGUGAAUGCAGUGAAGCAGAAUGAUGAGUACACUUCCUGUCCUCCCAAAAGGAUGGUGAAAGGCAAGAAACGCAAAGAAGACAAA